GCGGGGCCGCCGGGGGGGGGGGGGGGCGGUGCGGUUUGGCCCCGUUCGGCUCCCGUCGGCCGCCGCCGCGAUGGACCUGGGGCCGCUGCGGAAGAGCUACCGGGGGGACGCGGAGGCCUUCGAGGAGCAGCACCUGGCCUCCCGCGACCCCAUCCAGCAGUUCGGGGCCUGGUUCCAGGAGGCCGUGGGCUGCCCAGACAUCGGGGAGGCGAACGCCAUGUGCUUGGCCACCUGCACCAGGGACGGGAAGCCCUCGGCCCGCAUGGUGCUGCUGAAGGGCUUCGGGCAGGAUGGCUUCCGCUUCUUCACCAACCACGAGAGCCGUAAGGGGAAGGAGCUGGACGCCAACCCCUUCGCUUCACUGGUCUUUUAUUGGGAGCCCCUGAACCGGCAGGUACGGAUCGAGGGCUCGGUGAAGCGGCUGCCGGAGGAGGAAUCGGAGCGGUACUUCCACUCCCGCCCCAAGAGCAGCCAGAUCGGGGCCGUCGUCAGCCGGCAGAGCACCGUCAUUCCCAACAGGGAGUAUUUAAGGAAGAAGAACACGGAGCUGGAGGAGCGGUACCGGGAGACGACGGUGCCGAAGCCGGCGUACUGGGGGGGCUACAUCCUGCAGCCAGACGUCAUGGAGUUCUGGCAGGGCCAAACCAACCGCCUGCACGACCGCAUUGUCUUCCGACGCCUGCGGGACGGCUCGGCCCCCCUGGGAGACAUGACGCACCGGGGAGAGGGCGAAUGGGUCUUCGAGCGUUUCGCCCCGUGAGGCUGCCGGCGUCUCCGGAUGCGUUCGCCCGAUCGGGAAUGUCACCUGUGCCAAACCUAUCUCCCGUCCUGCCCUGGGGAACGGGGCUGGCCUCGCUCUGCCCUGCCCUGGGAGACGCUCUGGGGGCGCUGGCGGGGACUCUGCUCCAGCCCCAGAGACCCUCGUCUCCCUUCGCCUCUCCCUGGGGGAUGGGUGGGUCCCAGAGACCACCCCAGUGCCGCUGGUGGUUAAUUAAUCACGUUAAUGGUUGUGGAGGGACCAAGAAAGACCCCAGCGAACCCCCUGCCCGUGCCCUGCUGCUGCCACUGCUCGUACCUGGUGUUUUAGCUAGAACCGUGCAACGUGCAAUAAUUGUGGCUUCAACGUCACCAGUCUGUGCAAUAACUUAUUUAAUUGCAGUUUUAACGUCGCCACCGUGUCAGCGGUGUUGGUGGCUGGCUGUGUGUGUCGCUACCGGCGCACCCCGUCUCCCCGGGGCUGUGGGACCCCGACCCUCAGCUUGCCUGUUCGGGGGGGAAUUGGGCUGGCGCCGCUCCCUGUCCUCCCCCCACAGCUGCGUGUCUGAGCUUGGAAAAAAUAAAUCCCGAUCGUUGUGGA
Molecule: messenger RNA, 1357 nt
Organism: Chroicocephalus ridibundus (black-headed gull)
Lineage: Eukaryota; Metazoa; Chordata; Aves; Charadriiformes; Laridae
Gene: PNPO
Product: pyridoxamine 5'-phosphate oxidase
Exons: 7
Coding region: 71-760 (229 amino acids)
Biological process (GO): pyridoxal 5'-phosphate biosynthetic process; pyridoxine biosynthetic process
Molecular function (GO): pyridoxamine phosphate oxidase activity; FMN binding
Source: RefSeq, a predicted model, not a curated record